Molecule: messenger RNA, 2097 nt
Organism: Sporothrix brasiliensis 5110
Lineage: Eukaryota; Fungi; Ascomycota; Sordariomycetes; Ophiostomatales; Ophiostomataceae
Product: multidrug resistance protein, MATE family
Exons: 2
Coding region: 1-2097 (698 amino acids)
Biological process (GO): xenobiotic detoxification by transmembrane export across the plasma membrane
Cellular component (GO): membrane
Molecular function (GO): xenobiotic transmembrane transporter activity; antiporter activity
Source: RefSeq, a predicted model, not a curated record
AUGACACCCAGUCGGUCGAUACCAACCGGCUCGCCGACAACUGGCGGCCACCAGGAGUCCAUUGCCGGCCUCGCCUCGUCUUUUGCUGCCUCCCUGGCCGAUCCCUCGCCAUUGGCCCAGGAAGUGCUCGCCCGCGACAUCGCUGAGCUAAGUCCGUCCGAAAUCGAGGCUGAGAACCGCGCAGCUGCCUUGGCCCCCGCCUCGUACCACUCGGCCGGCAUUGUCCCCUACGCCGACGGCAGCCAGGAUGAUAUUGACACCGACUCUGAUAUCGACGGCCCCGGUUCCAAGGGACCGUACCUCUACCGCCGACCCAGUGCCAUCGCGUAUGGAAACACUCGCCCCGUCCUCGGUGUGGCUCCUGCAAGCGGCCCAGCUCUGAGCAAGGUCGAGAAGCUCAAGUCUCGCGAGGCGGAACGCAGCCUCCUCCGUGACAACCACCUGCUGCCACCCAAGCACAUCUCGGCAGCCGCGGGCCCGGGUCACGCAGGAUCCAGCUCUACAGCCGCUGGUGCAGACGGCCGCGAGCCAGGUUUGUUCACCCGUGUGUACAAGAGCGUCUUCAGCACGCGUCGGCCAAAGGACACGGCCGAGGAGGAGCGGCGGCUACGGGGAGACGGUGCCGGUGGCCUGCCGGAUGAGCGGACAGCACUGCUCGGUACUGCGCCGUCAGCACCCGAGUUCGACGGUUCCGAAACGGGGCCCCACCUGGACGAGCAAUGGAAUGCCGCUGUGGCCGCCGGCCAGAUCCAUACCACGUGGCAGCGCGAAGCCAAGACGAUUGCCGUGUACUCGCGGUCCCUCAUCAUCACAUUUUUGCUCCAAUAUUCCAUCAACAUUACAGGUGUCUUUGCCGUCGGCCACAUUGGCAAGGCUGAGUUGGGAGCCGUCAGUCUUGCCGCAAUGACCGCCAGCAUCACGUUCUACGCGCCCUGCCAGGGCCUCGCCACAUGUCUCGACACGCUCUGUUCUCAGGCCUACGGCUCGGGCCACAAGUUCCUCGUUGGUUUGCAGCUGCAGCGCAUGUGCUGCUUCCUUCUUAUUCUUUGCGUCCCGCUCGCUGGCAUCUGGUUCUUCUCAGAGGAGAUUCUUGUGUCUCUGGUUCCGGAGCGGGAGAUUGCUGCUCUUGCCGGCCUGUACCUGCGCGUCCUGGUCAUCAGCAUGCCCGCCAGCGCCGUUUUCGAGUGCUCCAAGCGGUACAUGCAGGCCCAGGGCCUGUUCACGGCCAACACAUAUGUGCUGCUGAUUGCGGCGCCCAUGAACAUCUUCCUCAACUGGCUGUUCGUGUGGCAACUUCAGCUGGGCUUCAUUGGCGCCCCUAUCAGCGCUGUAAUCACGCAAUGGACUAUGCCCCUGCUCUUGUUCCUCUACGUCUACUUUGUCGAUGGCGCGCAGUGCUGGGGCGGAUUCACGUGGCGCAUUUUCUCCAACUGGGGUCCUAUGAUCAAGCUGGCUCUGCCGGGCAUGAUCAUGGUGGAGGCCGAAUUCUUUGCCUUUGAAAUCCUGACCCUCGGCGCUGGCCGCUUUGGCUCCACCACGCUGGCCGCCCAGAGUAUUCUUGUCACGCUCACAUCUACCACCUACCAGCUGCCCUUCCCCAUGUCCGUGGCCGCGUCCACGCGCAUUGCCAACCUCAUCGGCGCCAAGCUGCCCAUCGCAGCCAAGACAUGUGCUAAUGUGGCGACCGCUGCCGGCGUGGGCCUCGGUCUCUUCAACUGUCUGUGGGUCUUUGCCUUCCGCUACCAAGUCCCCCGUCUCUUUACCAGCGACCCGGAUGUCAUUGAGCUUGUGGCUCAAGCCACCCCCGUCGUCGCUGUCCUCCAGAUCUUUGACGGCACAGCGUGCGUGGCCAGCUCUCUCCUGCGUGGUGUUGGCCGCCAAGAGAUCGGCAGCUAUGCCAACCUGGCUGCCUACUACAUUGUGGCUUUACCAAUCUCGUUCGCCACGGCGUUUUCUCUCGGCUGGGGGCUUCGCGGUCUGUGGGCCGGUGUCGGUAUUGGUCUUUUCCUUGUCACGGUUGCCGAGUACGCCUACCUGUACAGCUACAACUGGCACCGUGCGGUGGAGGAAGCCGAGCAGCGGAAUCUGUCUGGUUAG